Chroicocephalus ridibundus (black-headed gull) is the source of this 1093-nucleotide messenger RNA. It is a transcript of the gene SPP2, whose product is annotated as secreted phosphoprotein 2. Gene Ontology annotation, cellular component: extracellular region. The transcript is spliced from 7 exons. Gene Ontology annotation, biological process: bone remodeling. Bases 110 to 670 code for a protein of 186 amino acids. The record is from RefSeq and is a predicted model, not a curated record. NCBI's taxonomy places the organism in Eukaryota, Metazoa, Chordata, Aves, Charadriiformes, Laridae.
GGAAGGUCAGGUGUAGGAUCAAGGCUGCAUUUAUAUAAAGACAGAGGAAUAUGCACUGGAAAUCAUCACUUAGAAAGGGAAAAAAACAGAGGAUUUUGAAAGGCACGCUAUGAGGAUCCUAAUUUUUGUCCUCACACUGAGCGUUUUCUCGUGUUCAGGGUUUCAAGUGUACGACUAUGACGUCCCUGUCACAGAAGAGGCUCUCAAUGCUUCCAUUGCAAGGAUCAAUUCUCAGUCAUGGGGGACAAACCUGUAUGGUGUUGUCAGGAGCCAUGUCGCAAGAGUUGACAUGUGGAACAGCGACACUUAUAGACUAGAGCUACGGUUCAGCAUUCGUGAAACUGUGUGCACGAAAGCUUCGGGGCGAGACCCGUUCACGUGCGACUUCAAAAUAGGGCCUUUCGUGCCAACCGCUUUCUGCAGAAGUUUUGUGGAUGUCUCCGGUGAGCUGAUCUCAAACGUUAUUGUGCGGUGCCAUCGUGGCACAUCCAGCUCCGAAUCGAUGAGCAGUGAGGAGAUGAUGCAUAUGCCGAUAAUGAACCCCAACAGGAGAGGCAGCAGUCACAGAGAAGAUGUAUUUGGUCCUGAAGCCUUCCGUUCAAGGGGAAGAGACAGCAGCCGUGGAGACUGGCAUAAACCCAGCUAUUUCAACUCUGACAGGAUUGAAUAAUAUGGAUUGGGUAGAUUGCAGAAUGAGAAGAAUCACGGUUCAAAGACCCAGUAUGUGAAGAAAGAACCUGAUGCCAUUUCCUUUUCUUUUGCCUGGAAAACUGUUCUGUAAUGAAGUGACAGUCUUGAACUCACUUUCUGCUGUGAUGUCAAAUGACCCUCGGAUGAGCUUAUGAGAUGCUAGCUGCCUGCGCUUGUCAGUCGAUAGCUGCCUUUGGUGUGUUAGAGCUCACUGGGAGGAGCCUCAGACACCUGACUGUGUCCAGUAUGUGUUGUACCACCUCAUAACGAUGCUAUUAAAGGAUCAUUAUUCCAUCUGUUUGUUCUGCCUUGGUCUCUGGUUGCUUGUAAUUUUCUGUAAUGCUUGUAGCUGAUUACUGAGUCAUUCAAAGUAAUAAAGGCACUUAAUUCCUUUUUCUCUGAA